This is a messenger RNA of Rotaria sp. Silwood2, 345 nucleotides long. The record is from the annotation of a GenBank genome assembly. Lineage: Eukaryota; Metazoa; Rotifera; Eurotatoria; Philodinida; Philodinidae.
AUGGCUACAGCCGCCAAACAAGCAGGUGUCAAGAUUACCAUUGCUUCUGGUUUUCGAACGAUUGCUCGUCAACAAUACUUUUGGAAUUGUUAUCAAACUAAAUCAUGUAAUGGUGGCCAUCGAGCUGCUCGUCCAGGUACAUCAAAUCAUGGUCGUGGUAUUGCUUUAGAUUUGAAUACAAAUUGCGGCUCUCAAUCUGGUAGUCGGCCGUCUUGUGCAGGAAGUGCAGUUUAUCAAUGGUUAUAUAAAAAUGCACAUAAUUAUGGAUUUACACGUACUGUUCAAUCAGAACCAUGGCAUUGGGAAUAUGUUGGUGCUGGUGCUACUCGUGCUUCAUUUUCAUAA